GUUUGCCCACUGAUAACAUCUAACAGCUUCUUUUUUUCAAUUGUUUAAGCCUUUGUGCUCAAGCUCUGAUCUCUCUUACUACUUAAAGCUACACAUGGAAAGUUGAAAAUGUUACUAUGAUUGCUCUUAGUUUAGCUGUGAAGAGUAUCUGGAAUAUGGCAUUUGGAGUCUUUGUUUUCCUUCAUCAAAUCUGGUGGCUUGCUGCCCUACCAGAGAUGCAGAUCCAGCCACCAGUGUCCUCACAUUUAAAGUUACAUAGCAACAGUCAUAAUAUAAUUCCUAAUACAAGCCUGGAGAACCUUGGUACAGAUCAUUUUGCUCAUAUGUCUGGCCACUUGAAGAGAGUUAAAAGGGAUUGGGUGAUUCCUCCACUGAACCUACCUGAAAAUGACAGAGGGCCAUUUCCUAAGUACAUAGUCAAAAUAAAGACAAGUAAGGAUUCCAACGUGGAGAUAAACUACAGGAUCACAGGCCCCGGGGCAGAUGAACCUCCAGUGGGUCUCUUCACUAUAGACCGCAGGUCAGGGGUGCUGCAGGUCACCCAGCUGCUGGACAGAGAGCAAAGAGACAAAUAUAAACUCUGGGUUCAUGCCAUUCAUGCUCAUGAUGGCAACAAAGCAGAGGAGCCCAUGGAGCUGAUCAUCCACAUUGUUGACAUGAAUGACAACCGCCCAGAAUUCACCCCGAGCUCCUUCUAUGGCCAAAUCAGUGAAAGUGCCAGGGCUGGGGAUUCUGUCAUGCGGGUAAUGGCUACUGACAGAGAUGAUCCAGAAACAGACCACGCCAUGAUCAAGUAUCGAAUAUUGUCCCAAUCACCAGAAGUACCAUCUGACUAUAUCUUUGCCAUAAACCCAUUGAGUGGAGUGAUUAGUUUGACUGGAGGAGGACUGGACAGAGAGACCCAUUCGGAGUAUUACCUGGUCAUUCACGCUGCGGACAUGAAUGGUGAAGGACUUUCUGCUACAUGUACAGUCACUAUAACCAUCACUGACAGCAACGACAAUGCCCCACAAUUCCUCAUCAAAUCGGCCUCUGCGUCGGUUCCUGAGAAUGAGGCUGGAGCUGAAGUUAUUAGGUUGAAAGUCACUGAUGAAGAUGAGUUGGGAUCUGCCAACACCAACACAAAGUAUUCUAUAAUCAAAGGAAAUGAAGGAGCGCACUUCAAAAUCAGCACAAGCCCGGACAAAAUGGAGGGGAUCCUUUCUACAGCCAAGAAGUUGGAUUUUGAGAGCACUUCUGUCUUCACUUUGCUGAUCAUUGUAACAAAUGAAGCACCUUUUACUAGACCAGUUUCUACCUCCACUGCUACAAUCACAGUUACAGUAGAAGACAAGAAUGAGCCGCCCAUGUUCUCUCCGUCCAGAAUACAAGUGGCCCUUUCUGAAGAUGCUCCGAUUGGAAGUUCUGUGACUUACCUCAGAGCCGUAGAUCCAGACACGGCAAGAACAACAAAAAUACGAUUUAAGUUGAACGCAGAUGCUGCUGGGUGGUUCAACCUUGACCAAGACACCGGGAGAGUGAGUGUGAGAAGUGACCUGGACCGAGAAUCACAUUUUGUACGGGACAACAUGUACACUGUCCCUGUUCUGGCCUAUGACAAUGAUACAGCUCCGGCCACAGGCACAGGCACUCUAAUAGUGACUCUAGUGGAUGUAAAUGACAAUGCUCCAGUGAUUCAGCAGAGGAGGGUCAGUGUGUGCAAUGUGGAUCCUGUCCCCGUUCAGCUGGACAUAGUGGACUCAGACAGCCCAGAGAAUGCAGCACCUUUCACUGUGGAGCUGCAAGGAGAGCACAGCAAGAGCUGGAACAUCAAGGUCAAUGCAUCAGGUAAUGCAGUGUUUCUGAGCCCCAAGCGUCGGAUGGCUGUGGGGUGGUUUUCAAUCCUUCUGAGGGUCUAUGAUGCUGGGUUACUGUAUCAGGACAGCUCCCUGGAUGUGGAGGUGUGCCAGUGUGAAGGGGUCAUGACCUCCUGCAUCAUGCCCCACUCAGACCCUCUGCCUCAACGCCUCCUCUACCUCUCUUUAGUCCUGGGAGCCGUUUUUGGACUCCUUUUACUGCUGUUGCUGUUGAUCCUGAGAAGAAGAAAAAAGCACAUGGACCAUGUGGCUCUUCUUAAAGAUCCAUCCAGAGACAACAUUUUCUGCUAUGACGAGGAGGGUGGAGGAGAGGAAGACCGGGACUUUGAUCCUAGUCUGCUUCAUAGAGGUCUGAAUGAGCGCCAUGAGGUCUUAUGCUCUGAUGUGGUCCCUGUUAAUCAAACUCGUCCAAGCUACAGACACCAUCCUCAACCCAAUGAAGACAUAGGGCAUUUUCUCACAGAGAACUUGGUGGCUGCAGACGGUGACAGCACGGCUCCUCCGUACGACUCCCUGCUGGUGUUUGACUAUGAAGGGGCGGGGUCAGAGGCAGAGUCUCUCAGCUCUUUGGACUCCUCCUCAGACUCAGAGCUGGACCAGGACUUUGGGGCUCUGCAGGACUGGGGCCCGCGCUUUAGCAGGCUGGCUGACAUGUACACAGAAGGGAUGGAGGACGAUAACGAUACUCUGCCAGGGAAAACAGAAUGGGUUUGAGUUUUGAGUACAAAAUGAUGUAUGUAUCCACAUUUUUAAUGACUAUACAGUGUUUUUGAUUUAGUCUGAUGAAUAAAAAACUAACUC
Messenger RNA from Periophthalmus magnuspinnatus, 2657 nucleotides. RefSeq names its product B-cadherin-like. Gene Ontology annotation, molecular function: calcium ion binding; cadherin binding. NCBI's taxonomy places the organism in Eukaryota, Metazoa, Chordata, Actinopteri, Gobiiformes, Gobiidae. Bases 117 to 2570 code for a protein of 817 amino acids. Gene Ontology annotation, cellular component: adherens junction; cytoplasm; plasma membrane. The transcript is spliced from 15 exons. Gene Ontology annotation, biological process: homophilic cell-cell adhesion; calcium-dependent cell-cell adhesion; adherens junction organization. The record is from RefSeq and is a predicted model, not a curated record.